CAUGCUCUGGCGGCGGCCCACAGACAAAGGAGAGGAAGACUGGCAACAGGUGUUAGCUCAGGGUGAACCAUCCUCAGCCAAAAAAGAAAAAAUUUCUCCUGAGAAGCCAGUUGAGUUGUUAUUUCUUCAUAGAAUAUUUGUCUUUUUACCCCCCUUCUUGUUGUUUUUAUAGGAUCUUCUCUUUGUGGUAUUCUGCUGUAUCCUCAUGAUGUAUCUAGGUUCAGAUUUAAUCUUUAUCCUGCCUGUUUGACAGUUUGCUUUCUGAAUAUGAGGCUCCGUGUCUUCCAUCGACUCUGGGAGCUCUUCAAGUAUUGCCUCUCCCCUCUCUCUGUGCCUUCCUUUUGGACUGCCUGUUAAACUUGCUCAUUUUGGGACCUCUUUGUUUUAUUCCCCAUGUCUGUUGACGUCUCUUUCACUUUUUCAGUCUUUUUAACUCUGUGCUGCCUUUUGUAAUUUCCUCAUCUCUCUUCCUAACCACUAUGCUCUCUUCAUUUGCAUCUAAUUUGCUAUUUUUCUUUCCAUUUCCAGCAAUUCUAUUUGGUUGAUCUUUCAAUCUUCCUGUCUUUGCGGAUAGCCUCCUGUUUUUGAUUCCCUCUUUUAUGACUUGCAACACUGGAAAGCACUUCAUUACGGUCUCCAGGCCAUCGCACUGACUUCGAUCUCACUGGUGCAGACCUCCUUUGUCAGCCAUAGUGCAGGUUGGCCCUUAUGUGUUGUGUAGUUGGGACUGUAGACUCGGCGUCAGCAGGACUUCAUCUGUGGGACUCCUGUGUGACCUCGGUAGGGAGUCUCUCUCCCCAGAGUAUUUUUGUUUACCUCUGGGAGGUGAACAAGCUUUCCCAGGGCUGUUACCAGGCGGAGACCAUUGUAGGUUAGAUUCUCAGUGAGGGCGGGUUGAUCCCAGACCACUAAGGUGGUGUCCAUUUGAAUCCUGAACUCAAGAGAGGGCAGACCCAAGAUUAUAAAUUCUCUGGGACACAGCCCUUCCUUUCUCCUCUGACAGAGCCCGGGUCUUGUUAUUUCCCUGUGUCAGGGAGGUGCUUUUUGUUAACUGGUUUACUUCUUUCCCUGAAGCUGUAGUUGGGAUUGUUUACUGCUUUGUUACCAAGAGCUGUCCAUGCAUUAUUUCAGGACAGUACUGGGGAGGGGUAUGGUAGGCAUCAUUGCCCCCAUUUUAAAGCUAAGUAAAACCAAGGCUGUUGAUUUAAUGAUUUGUAGAAAAGUUAAUGACUCUCCUAAGAUUAUGCAGGUGGCAAACGGUAAAGAUUUUCUCGGAGCUGCCAUGAGAAACAAAGCAUUUCUUCUGUGUCUUUUUGCCCUGCUGCCACUGGUGGCAUUCUUCAUUAGGGGGAAACUGCUUACCAGUUCAGUAUCAGCCAGAGAGAAGCUGUGUUUUCCUGCAGAUUUAUUCAAAUUCAUCCAUUCAGCAAAUCUGAGCGCCUGCUAUGUUCUAGACUGAUAAUGAUCUCCAGCUGCCAAAGAAGGUCGUGGAUGCCAAGAGAAAGGUAACCAUUUCUCAUCCCCUCGAGUGGAAUUGGGUGCCUCCAGGAGCCCACGUUGGCUGGCAGGAGACAUGGCCGAAUUUACAAGCUACAAAGACACUGCCUCUAGCCGCCACCUGCGGUUCAAGUUACAGAGUUUAAGCCGCCGCCUCGAUGAGCUGGAGGAAGCCACAAAAAACCUCCAGAAAGCGGAGGAUGAGCUCCUGGACCUCCAGGACAAGGUGAUACAGGCCGAAGGCAGCAACUCCAGCAUGUUGGCCGAGAUCGAAGUGCUGCGCCAGCGAGUGCUGAGGAUCGAGGGCAAAGACGAGGAAAUUAAGAGAGCGGAGGAUUUGUGCCAGCUGAUGAAGGAGAAACUUGAAGAGGAGGAAAACCUUACCCGGGAGCUGAAAGCCGAGAUUGAGCAGCUUCAGAAACGAAUGGCUGAACUGGAGAAGCUAGAGGAGGCCUUCAGCAGGAGUAAGAAUGACUGUACCCAACUCUGUUUGAGCCUGAACGAGGAGAGAAACCUGACAAAGAAAAUCUCCUCGGAGCUGGAAAUGCUCAGGGUCAAAGUGAAAGAACUGGAAUCUUCCGAGGACCGCCUGGGUAAAACUGAGCAGAGUUUAGUGUCAGAGUUGGAAAAGCUGAAAUCAUUAACUCUGAGCUUUGUAAGUGAGAGAAAAUACUUGAAUGAGAAGGAGAAAGAAAAUGAGAAACUGAUAAAAGAGCUCACUCAAAAACUGGAACAGAACAAAAAAAUGAACCGAGAUUACACAAGGAAUGCUUCGAAUCUCCUAGACAGGAACGACCUGCGGAUCGAGGACGGCAUCUCCUCCACACUCCCGUCCAAAGAGUCGAGGAGGAAGGGCAGUCUGGACUAUCUAAAGCAAGUGGAGAAUGAAACAAGAAACAAGUCAGAAAACGAGAAGAACCGAAAUCAGGAAGACAAUAAAGUCAAAGACCUUAACCAAGAGAUCGAGAAACUUAAGACACAAAUCAAACACUUUGAAUCUUUGGAAGAAGAGCUUAAGAAAAUGAAGGCCAAAAAUAAUGACCUUCAGGACAAUUACCUAAGUGAACAAAAUAAAAACAAACUCUUAGCCAGCCAGCUGGAGGAGAUAAAGCUACAAAUCAAGAAGCAGAAGGAGCUAGAGAACGGGGAGGUGGAGGGAGAGGAGGCCUUCCUGUCCAGCAAGGGCAGGCACGAGAGGACUAAGUCCAGGGGCCUCGGGAGCGAGGUGCCUGUGUCCAGGCACGCGCCCCGGGAGCUGUCACCCCAGCAGAGGCGGGAAAGGCACCGGAACAGGGAGCUCGCCGUCAACAACGAGAACUACCCGCUGAGCAACAGGCAGGCCUCCUCGCCCAGUCUCACCGCGAGGAGGACCACCAGAGCUUCCAACCCUGGGGCGGGGGCGGACGGCGGGGCCCAGGACAUGAAGAGGGCUGAAGACCGAUUUGCAUCUGGCUCUUCUCAGAGCGAAGGGAAGAAGUGCAGGGAGCAGCCGUCUGUGCUCAGCCGCUACCCGCCCGCGGCUCAGGAGCACAGUAAAGCUUGGAAGGGAACUCCCAAGCCAGGUACUGAGAGUGGGCUGAAGGGAAAGGUAGAGAAGACAACACGAACGUUUAGUGAGACCACUCACGGAUCCGUUCCCAACGACACACUGGGUAGAGCUGACAAGGCUUCGGACGCUUCUGCUGAGGCCCUCUUUGGCAGGCGGGGGCAGGGGCCUGGCAGUGGAAGCCAAGUCACUCAGGCCUCAGACUCUGGCAGUUCUAAGACCAUUGGAGCUCUGGCCUCAUCUCGAAGAUCUUCCUCAGAAGGACUCUCUAAGGGCAGAAAGGCUGCCAGUGGCCUGGAGGCUGAUACCACUUCCGCAAAUGCCAAGGCUGCACUUUUAUCAAAGUAUCCUUAUAGCUCCAGAAGCCAAGAGAACAUCCUUCAGGGCUUUUCAACCCCGAAUAAAGGAGUUGAUCAACCCAUAGCAGUUGUGAUGGAAGACAGCAGUCAGCAUGAGGCCCUGAGGUGUCGAGUCAUCAAAUCCAGUGGCAGAGAGAACCCAGACUCAGAUGACGAUGUGGACGUGGUGUCUCUUGUUACGGCCAAGUUGGUAAACACAACCAUCACUCCGGAGCCAGAGCCCAGACAACAGCUCAACUCGAGAGAAAAAGCCAGAUCCCGCGGGGGACUCAGAGCUGCCCUGUUUGAGAAUGAUAAAGAUGCUGGGGCAGAAAAUGAAUCUGUGAAGCCAGUGAGAGCCUCCACCAAUGCCGUGGAGUUCCCAGAUGCCAAUGGUGCUGGGGUAAAAAGCCAGCGGCCCUUCAGCCCCAGAGAGGCCUUGCGGUCCAGGGCCGUCAUCAAACCUAUCAUCGUUGAUAAGGAUGUGAAAAAAAUUAUGGGAGGAUCUGGAACUGAGGCCACAUUAGAGAAACAGCAAUCCACCUCCACCUCUGUUUGGCCAGGGCCAAACAAAGUGACAAGCAGCAUUACCAUCUACCCCUCUGACAGUGGCAGCCCCAGAGCCAACCCAGGCGAGGGCCUGCGGGAGAGGCACACCUCCACCAGCAACAUCCAGGUUGGGCCACCAGAGCUCACGUCAGUUAGCAACCACGUCAGCUCUCCCUUUGAGCUCUCCAUUCACAAACAUGACAUCACCCUGCAGUUUACAGAAGCUGAAGGAGCAGGAGAUGCGUCCCUGAAGAACAGGCCAGAAACAGUGGUCUCGCGGAGCAGCAUUAUCAUCAAGCCGUCGGAUCCUGUGGAGAGGAACAGCCAUGCACCCCCAGUGGAGACAAUCAGGUGGAAAAGCCAUAGUGCCCCUUCAGAAGUGGGCCCCUCAGAUGCCAGACAUGUCACUGUGCGGAAUGCCUGGAAGAGCAGGCGAGACUUGAACUCUUUAGAAGACCCCCUAACUCGAGCAGUUAAAAACGUGGAGCCCAGCAACGCCUACACCCAGAGGUCUUCCACAGACUGUUCAGACCUUGAACAGCCCAGGCCACACCUUUUUGAGCAGGGCGCUCGAAGGGUGGGAAAUUCGGGGGAAGCCCCUGAGCUCACCUCCAGAAGGACCCAAAGCAGCCUCACCGUGUCCGAGGUGCUCACUCGCCGGAAUCGGGUAGGAGAUGCCGUCCCGGCCGCAGCCUGGAACCACUCAGCUGGCAUGGAGGAAGGUGAUGAUUAUACACUCAGUGCCUGUAGGCGACUGCACAACUCUCUGGAACGGUCUGAACUGCCUGCGAAGCAGGGGCUGCCAGAGCCUGGGCAAGGACGGGCUGAGGAACGGUUACGGCCAACCAGGCCCUGUGCUGAGGAGAACUGAGCCAGCCGGCUGAGGUCUGCUGUCUCCUCUGCUCCUGCUCCUCAGCUCCUCCACCUUCCCGCCCUAUGAAGGAUCCAAGGUGUUACGUGGGCUAGACAGACACCAGGUCUUGGCUGGGAGACUGGAGCAGAGAGCCAGCUGUGGCUCAGGUCUUCUUUGCCAGUUGGCCAGAGGGGAUCAGAAACUACAAGCUGGACAUAGUCACCUGGGCCCAGCCUUCCCUGACGCAUGAGUCCUCUCUCCUUGUCCCUGUCCCCCAGGUAGGAUGGGUCAUUCUGGCCCCCAAACAGGGAAAGAUAUAGAAAGCCCUUGUAUCCCCACCACAUGACAGCAGCCAAAAGCUCUUCUCUGCUUCUUGGUGGGUUGUUCCCGUGUCAUAGGGCAGCCCCUUCUGUGUGGUUAAUGUUCUGAUUUCUUAGUCUCCUCACAGCAUCCACUUCAUUCCUCGUGUGUCCUAGGGGCCUAAGUACCCACUAAGACUUACCAGCCAUCAGCUCCCUCUAGGGGCCUCCAUUCUUUUUCCCUCUGGAGUUCCUCAGACUUUUAUGGCAGAAGAGGCCUGUGCUGCCUCUAAGGGAUUAUGGGACUACUCUUUAGGUUAAAGCUUCUCUGACCGGGCCCCCCGGCUGACCAUUGUUUCCUGGGGGCAGAGCACACGGGUACCCACCUAUUGGAAUGACAUCAUCCCUCUCCCAAGCCCCCAUCUCUCUGCUCACCUUCCAAAGGCACCUGGAAGUGCCCAAGCCUCGUGCAUCUCCUUCCCUGGGCACCAAUAAUGCUGCUGGCAUUGCCUGCUCCUGUCCUGUGGCGGGAGACUUCAGGCUGACUUCGUCAUUUCCAGCUUUGGAAUAUUCCCAGACUUAACUGGGCCUGACCCAGCAUACUCUGCCUUCUAGGAAGCGCCCAGCAAGGGGGAAAGUGGACAGGAGGAAGCGAUUUCCCUUUAGUCACUCCACAAAGCAAUAGCUCCACGAAAGGCAUGGACUUUGUUCCUCCUCCUCCGUGCCCCACGGAGGAGCUGUCGCACUUUACCAAGCUGAUGCAUUCCUACGGAAGUGGGCCCGUGAUGCCUGCAAACCAACUCUCAUGAUGAUGACUUCGUUGGAGGAAAAGGUAAUACAUGCCCACCGGGAGCCCCAGGUUAAUAUAGUUCAAAAUGUAGCAAACCUUUUAGAAAGCCACAUAAAUAAAAAUCGAUUCGUUUCCUUAUACCAUUCACAUGGGGAAGUUAAAAAAGAACCAUAUGUUCUUGGCACUGCUUUGUCUGUAGUUUCUCUCAGUUCAAAGGGAUCCCCUUUCAGCCACCACCUUUAGGAAGCAGACCCUCUUCCCUCAUAGAGCAUCAGGCUAGGAGUCAGGAAAGCGAAGUUUUCUCCAUGGCUUCGUUCUUUGCUGUGUGACCUUGGGCAAGUUGUUGUCCUCUCAGGGCCUCGAUUUCCCCAUCUGUAAAAUGUCUUCUUUGAAAUAGAUGGUCUCUUAGGGUCUUAAAUCUGGCCUUGUACGAUUCUUCUGUUUCCACCAUCCUGUGGGGGUGAUUCUUGCUUUUGGAAGGUAUCAUCCAAAUGGGUUUGGGGAACACGUCCUCCUCCCUGGCUUUGUUUUUCUAGGCCUUAUUCUUCCCAGUUUCCCCAUGCUCUAAUGCCACGAGGAUGAGCUCAGAGCAGCCUCCCCAGCCUCAUUUCUCCAGUCUGUGUAGUGAAGAGUUAGUUGCAAUGUUCUCUGCAGCCCGUUUUGGCACCAGCCUUGCCCAAUGCCACACAGCAUCUCCUGGCUUUCAGGCCAGGUGCUUUCCAUAACGUACGCCGGUGUGUCUCCUGUUCCUGCGCUUCCCGAGUUGUCUUCUCUGCCUCCACUCAGUGUGGGAACCAGCGGUCGUCUUGUCCUCGUCUGCAUCAGACGUGGCGAUCCUGGAGGAGGCUUGGGGGCACCUGCGUGACUUUUAGGGACAGGAAUGUUUUGCUCACACUUCCACUUUCCAGAGUCUUGCCAAUCUAAGGGCAUUGUCAUGUGGCUUGCCUUUCCUCCACACCGCUGCCUCAGAUACUCAGUCUAAGAUGCUGUUUUCAAAAUCUCUUCCUGCUGCUUCUCCUGGGUCACUGGCCAAAAUCUAGCUUGCUCAAGGCUGCAAGCGCUCACCUGCAGCCUACCUGUCAUUCUUCACUGGUUGGCAACCCUGAGAGUCCAAAGGAAACCAACCUCUGCGGUGGUCAACUGAGGGUACAGCAAACUACGUCUGUGGCUCAUCUCUGCUGAUGGAAACAGAAGGGUGCCAAGCCAUGCCUACAAAGAUCUCGCCAAUAAUGCUCGCCCUCGGGCGUUGGAGCCCUGGAUUCUGGUGCUGUAGCUCCUGGUGCCAAAGUCUGGAUCUUUCCACAUUUCAGCACCACCACCAUCUACCACUACCCAAAAUGCUCUGUGGAAGAGGACAGCUGUAGUACCCUCUUGCUGGGGCUGCUAUCUUAAAAUCUGAGUGCAAUAGGGUUUGCUUGUAACAAUUGUUUCAGGAUAAAUAUUUUAUUUGUUAAUCUGCACACUUUCUAGAACCGCUGUAAAAUAGAUUUUAUUUUUAAAUGUCCUCAGCAUUGCAGGAAAUACCAUUUGUAAUAGCAAGUGGAGGCUGGAGGUUCAGUUCCUCUGGCCUUCAAAUGGCUGGCAAGGCUGGCUCUCAAAUUCCAAAGUUGGAAGGCACAUUUCUAAAAAGCAACCUAGGUGUGACCAUCUGGACCCAGGCCUCACCAUCAGGGGUCCUGGAGGGAAUGUCCAAAUAAAGGAGAGACCUGGUAUUUGAACAGUUGUCUAAUCAAGCCAAAUGUCCCCACUGUCCCAGGCAGCAAACCCACUUCAUGACAGACCUCUUCUGCAGCUCGGCUCUCACUCAGUUUUCCUGGCAGGCGUCCAGCUGCGGGAGGCUUCCGAGUGAGGCUGGGGAACCUGGCUCUCCAGGGCUGCUUGGGCGGAGGAAGCAGAGCUGCCUAAGUGCCAGGAGCUGGUCUGUCCCACCUGCUGCCGCCUGUCUCUCACCACUUGGAUACCGAAACCAACCAGAGAAAGCUGCAGCCAUGGUGGGCCAAGCAGCCGUGGCUGUUUCUGCUUUUGAGGGGCACUGGAGCAGUUGCAGUGUGGGUUAAAAGGGUUUGCAGUGGGGCCAGGGACUCCAGCCUCAGCCCCAGGCAAGCGUGCACAUAAAUCAUCCCCCUCAUGGAGUGCAGGAGUCGGUGUUGAUCUUGGACUUGUCAUCCUGGGGCAGUUUUAGUUCUUUCCAUUUAGCGGGUUAGUGCCAAGUGCUACCACUUCCCAGUAAAGGAACAGGGACCCUGCGUCUGGGUCCCUAGCUGCCUUUGCUGGUGUGGGGUUUUCUGUUGUUACUCUGACAAGACUGCUUUGGAAGAGCUGCUUUUAGGCAUUAUCUUUUGAAUACCCCCAGUGGGGACCAGGGUUCUCCUCAAAGCCUCACAACCAAGAUCAUAGGAAAGGGGCCCUAUUUUCCUGCUGCUUCACAGCUCAGAACAUGUACUGAAUGGAAUGUAUUUUUAAGAGAAUAAAGUCUAUUUUUUUGUAUUUUAAAGAUUGGGAGGGCUAGGGAAGUAGCCCUCACACUGUUAUUGCAUUAUAGGCCCCUUUGCUAGGGGACAUCAGUAUCUGCCGGUCCACACCUACUUGCUCAGGCAGGUGCUCUGGUCUCACUCCUGCCCCUUGGAGUCUAGGUGCAGCAGCUUCUACAUUCCUGCUCCAAGCAUGGGACCAAGGAGGCCAGACCCUGUCCCUGGAACCAGGGCAAAGCCCUGCGUGGUGACUCAGGACUCCUUGGGUGCAUGUGUGGAGCUGGAGCUGCCUGUCUGCAUGUGUCCUCUGGCUCUAAUGCUGUCUGUCGGCUCUGCAGCACAAUAUGUAACCAAUAAAGCGCCCUCGUUCCCA
Molecule: messenger RNA, 8716 nt
Organism: Equus quagga
Lineage: Eukaryota; Metazoa; Chordata; Mammalia; Perissodactyla; Equidae
Gene: LUZP1
Product: leucine zipper protein 1
Exons: 3
Coding region: 1574-4801 (1075 amino acids)
Source: RefSeq, a predicted model, not a curated record